UACACGUUUUCCUUAUCACGUAACGCCAGCUCCAUCGCUUGCUCCAUCCAGCGUCGCCUCUGGGCUGAAAAAAUUUGGCUGAUACCAUAAUCGUGCUAAAUGCCGGGUUGCUUCGCUAGCUGGUACAAGCUGAACUGACGUUUCUGUAGCCAGUUGAGCUGGGUGGGGUUUCCUACGGCUAGCCUAAACGCAGACGUAGAAUAAAGUUGCGAGGCUGGAGAUUAUUUGUAAUUUAGCUAGCUGACUGGACUGUUCACUGGACAAGAAAAGGAGAAAUGGGCAACCGAGUCGCUCGCGACGAUUACGAAUGGGUUUACACCGACCAGCCACAUGCUGACAGGAGAAAAGAAAUUUUGGCAAAAUACCCUGAGAUCAAGUCGCUGAUGGGCCAUGACCCCAGGCUGAAGUGGAUCGUGUGCAUGAUGGUGGCUAUCCAGUUCCUGGCAUUCUACCUAGUGAAAGAUUUGGACUGGAAAUGGGUCCUGUUCUGGACGUACGCGUUUGGCAGUUGCGUUAACCACUCCAUGACCCUGGCUAUCCACGAGAUAUCCCAUAACGCGGCGUUCGGCAACCACAAGGCCAUGCGCAACCGCUGGUUUGCCAUCUUCGCCAACCUUCCCGUCGGCCUGCCCUACUCGGCCUCCUUCAAGCGCUACCACCUGGACCACCACCGCUACCUGGGCGGGGACGGCGUGGACGUGGACAUCCCCACCGAGUUCGAGGGCUGGUUCUUCUGCACGCGCCUGCGCAAGUUCAUCUGGAUCGCCCUGCAGCCCGUCUUCUACGCCAUCCGGCCGCUCUGCAUCAACCCCAAGCCCAUCAGCCAGCUGGAGCUCAUCAACCUGGCCGUGCAGCUCUCCUUCAACGCCGGCCUCUACUGGGUGUGGGGCGCCAAGCCCGUGGUGUACAUGCUGGCCGGCUCCCUGCUGGGCAUGGGCCUGCACCCCAUCUCCGGCCACUUCAUCGCCGAGCACUACAUGUUCCUGAAGGGCCACGAGACCUACUCCUACUACGGCUCCCUCAACCUCCUCACCUUCAACGUGGGCUACCAUAACGAGCACCACGACUUCCCCAGCAUCCCGGGGCGACGGCUCCCUCUGGUGAAGAAAAUCGCUGCGGAGUACUACGAUGAUCUUCCCCAGUACACGUCGUGGGUCAGGGUCCUGUAUGACUUUAUCAUGGAUGAUGAUCUGAGCCCAUACUCUCGCAUUAAGAGAAAGCUGAAGGGGGAGGUUAAACAGGAGUGAGCGCCUGUUCUCCCAUAGCCUGUUCGCUCUAGAGCCACACAGAUCUGCCUGAAACCACCCCGAACUCUGCUUUUGCAUAUUAAUACACUGUAAACAUGUACAAAGACGAGUGUACAAAGUGUGUAGGUGAAGUGUGCGUGUGUAUUCAUAUACAUAUCCCUCUUAUUUUCUUUUUGUCUCCCCACCCCCCUCCAAAAUAAGAACAAUUUUCAGUGUGUUCAACAGUCUGGAAAAUGCCUGCUUUCUUCAUCAGCACUGCAUAUGGUUUGUAUGUGGGAGAGAACCAUACCUCACCCGCAAGCCUGGAUAUAAUUCCAGACUGAACUGGAAUGCAGCUGAAUGCUAAGGUAUUAGUUUUACUUAAAGUGGCCUUAACCUUGUGUGUGACGGCCACUCAACUUCCACGAGUUAUGUGGCCAACCUAGCAUGAGUUAUUUAAUCACAGCACAUUUUACCUGUUUUAUUUCUUUGGGAAUGUAAGGAAGCGCCCGAUUUAUCACAUAAUGCCACUUUUAAUGGCGAGUGGCUUAUCUGAUGCCGAAUUUACUUAAACAUAGUAGCUGUUUCACGAUUAUUCAUAUUUAAUCCCAGUAAGACGACCAUAUUAGUCCCCAAGAUAAUGGGUUGGCCUGCAGUUAGAUUAGUAAAGAGUGUGACCCCUUUGUCCACUGACUUAUGUUGAGUUGAGGGAGCAAUUUUGUAAUGGGGAGUUGAUUGUUUUUUUUAAAAACAUUACUCCAAGUUACUGAUUUCUAAUUCCUGUAUAUUUAAGAUGUAUAUCCUAGUUCCCUGGGUAUAUAUUUUUCCUAUGUGUCAGAUGUGCAAACUGAGAUUGAACAAACAUUUCAGAAAAAAUAGUUUGAUACAUUUUCUUGAAUGUAUCCUAAGAAUUACCUGCCUUCUGUUGUGAGUCAACGCCUAGUACCCCCCCCCCCCAAAUCAAGGUCGACAUGGAGAAGCCAGAGAUGCAGCCCUUCUCUUAACGGUGGGGUGAGGUUUUUUGCACUAGUGAGAAGAGAAGAUUUUCCCAUCACUUUACAGUGGAUUUUGGAGUUUUCUGUCGUAAAUUAAGACGUUCUAAUAUUCUGUCCCCUUAAAAAAAACUCCAUCAUUGAUGUCUCUGCAGAGUCAGAUGGGUUCAUUUUAGGUCAAAGAUCUCCCAGUAAAGAUUUACCUGCUUAAAGAGAAGGGGAAAAAAGACCGAACCUAACAUCUAACAAGUCCACCAUGGCCAUGUGAUUCCGUGGAAUAAUUCAUCUGAUUCUAAAAAUAUAGUUGUGUAGAUAUGGUAUUUUCAAAUUCCUGCCUGGUUGCGCAAGUGUGUGCUGUGCUAGAACUUUCUGCGCAGUGAACCCAGGUAUUUGCAUUCACAGCACUGUGGCUUUCCCACCACAAUGCCUGGAGUGUGAAGCUAAGUAAUUUAUAUCUUUAAAACUAUUUAUUCAUUUGAUGCUUCGGUUUAACACUAAACCUGAGACCAAACGCAUAUGACAAAGACAUUCGGGGGAACUUAAAUGAUAAGUUAUAAGAGUAAACUCUUCCUACAUUAGUUGUAAUACUAUACCUUUGCUGUGAAGGUCUCGUUAGAAAAGUGGGUUGAUGUUCUGGUUGACUGCCAUGAUCCUACACUGUCAAUGAACCAAAUGCAACCCCAAAGGACCAAAAGUUACACUAGCAGAAAUUGGUGGCGUGUAUCCCCCUUUUUGCCACCAUAUGUAAGCACAUGCACUUACACUGUAGACCAGUGGUUUCCAAACUCAGUCCCUGGGCCCACACAUUUAUGCUGGUUUUUAUUCCAACCACAGUUGCUAUUCAAACAUUUUUGCGAGAUGUUCAUUUUUAUUUAUUGGGUGCUUUUCAUCUUUAGAGGGAUUAUUUACCCUCUUAAGCCAAAAUGACAUUCAGAAAUGACAAUCCAUGUCAUGAAGAAUACAAUUCCGAUGUUCAUAUUGUACACUUACAUAUUGCGCUAUAUUGAAUUUUGCUCUUCCUGGCAUGCCGUGCUAUUUCUGACAAUGUGGCUUUAGAGGCUGAACGAACCCUCUAAUCACAACAAGCGUCUAAUUGAGAAAAAUAAAUGAAUAAAAAUAACAAUAAAAUUCUGGGAUUGCAAUUCUGGUUGGACAAACAUCCUGCAUAGGAGGAGUGGGGGGUGCCGCCCUGGACUGAGUUAGUGAGCCACUGCUGUAGACCAAUCAAUAUCUGGGUCCUUAACAUUAGCAAGUCACAAACUGAACGUUGUUUGUGAAUCUCAAAUCUGAAACGGCCUGUUUUUUUCGGAGCUUGCUCUGCUGAGGCGGAGUUGCACAUUUAUCAGUAUUAGUCGAGCUUGGGGAAGCUCUUCAGUUCAGUGAGGAUGCCUCUGUCCGGAGGUUCGUUGGUUAGCUUUGUAUGUUGGCUGUGUGGAUUUUAUGUCUACGGCCAGUUGGUGCAGAUUCAGUUCUUUUCAUCCGUUCAAAUUAGUUCCAUCCUCGCUUUCGCUUUGCUGUAUUAAUUUGAUUUUAAUAAACUGUGCAAAUGA
Messenger RNA from Conger conger (European conger), 3768 nucleotides. It is a transcript of the gene degs1, whose product is annotated as delta(4)-desaturase, sphingolipid 1. The transcript has 3 exons. Gene Ontology annotation, molecular function: sphingolipid delta-4 desaturase activity. The coding region runs from base 276 to 1247 and encodes 323 amino acids. The record is from RefSeq and is a predicted model, not a curated record. NCBI's taxonomy places the organism in Eukaryota, Metazoa, Chordata, Actinopteri, Anguilliformes, Congridae. Gene Ontology annotation, cellular component: membrane. Gene Ontology annotation, biological process: ceramide biosynthetic process.